AUGCCGUGGAAGGUACUUGUCGUGGUCUGCAUGGUAGUGCAAGUUGGAGACAACACAAUCAUGGGAAGAAUUGCCGGUCUGGAAACUGGUCAAACCCCGAUUGCCAAUAGGAGAUUGAGCACUUUAUCCACAUAUCAUCACGGGCGGGGCUGUUUUAUCGGGGGUGUCGUUUUUCAUGAUUGCCUUUGUCUUGGGCUAUCAUCACUGGCUGGACGCUGUCAUUUUCCUCAUUGUAGCCAUUGUGCCCGAGGGUUUCUUGGCGACCGUCACCGUGAGUUGAUGAUCAACUUCUCUAUCCGUCGCUCUGGAAACGUUUUGGGUGUACAGGAAGUUGCGGGAGAUGCUUUGGAGGCUGCGAUGGGUGAUAUCGCCAACGACACAAGAAGGUCUGCGAGAUUCCCUUCAAUUCAACAAACAAAUACCGGGUUUGUAUUUGAAAACGAUGAAGCAAUGACAAUCCCUUGUGAAUCUCAAAAGUAA
Molecule: messenger RNA, 480 nt
Organism: Notodromas monacha
Lineage: Eukaryota; Metazoa; Arthropoda; Ostracoda; Podocopida; Cyprididae
Source: the annotation of a GenBank genome assembly